UUUGCGCAGGCCCCGUCGAAAAUCUGGUCGAGCUGAAGCCACCGAUCAAUGACGCAGAUUCUCGAGCUAGGCAUGGAGGAGAGGAGACGACUCCCAACCACGAGGAAGAGCGAAAAGCUCCCUCGCACAACCUCAUCUGCGUGAUGACAGAGAAGACCAGUGUCAAGGAGCAGUUCCCCGCCGAAGCGUGCGACUUCGUGGUCUUCAUGGAUCUCACCUACAAUGGCCAAGAGGACAAGCUGGUGCCAAAGGCCAACGGCUCGGGCUUCGAGCUGUUCAGUGCGAUGGCGGCCAACGGGUCUGGCAACCACCUGGUGGCCGUCAGUCACGAGGACAUUCGCGAGUGCAUCGACAAGUGGAAGGACCCGCUGGCCCUGUCUCACUUCGUCAUCACCACCUCGUCGUGGAUCACGAAGAACAAGUUCGACGGGCUCGCCUUCCUCGGACUCGUAGUCGCCAACGAUCGCUUUCCCACGCUGCACAAGAUGCUGCAGAAAUUCCACGAGUCAUUUAAGGAGAACCGGCCACGGUCACUGCUGCUAAUGUUCGGCAUCCAGGUACAGAACUACAGGGCAUCACCAGUCGAACUGCUUCAGAAUCUGCAGAAGAUUGUCAAGGUGGUCGAUUACACCAUCCUGGAGACUCACCACUCGCGGUCUUCGACCACGUGCAAUGCUCUUCUGCCAACGUCAUUCAGAGAAUACAGCGACCUGUCCGACAAUCUGCCUGUGGUGACGGCGCUCGACUGGACCAUUCAGCUGCAGAAGGGCGUGGAGCCGACGCCCAACCUGUGCUUCUCGCUCAACUUGGCUUCCCUGCACUACACGCUUAAGACGACCACCACCCACGUGGGCGCGCCCUGCGACAGCGAACACUUAAUACCCUACAACAAGGCGCGUAUCAUACGGCGUAACAAAAAAGGCGAUAAGGGCCCCUAA
This is a messenger RNA of Rhipicephalus sanguineus (brown dog tick), 938 nucleotides long. RefSeq lists its product as uncharacterized. Lineage: Eukaryota; Metazoa; Arthropoda; Arachnida; Ixodida; Ixodidae. The coding region runs from base 144 to 938 and encodes 264 amino acids. The record is from RefSeq and is a predicted model, not a curated record. The transcript has 9 exons.